AUGCCCCGUUUCUUGAACAACCCCUCAACUUCGAAUGAAACUCUUCCCACUCAAAUUCCCACGGCAACUACCAAUUCGUCAUCGGAUACACCUUCUGAAAACGUCAAUCCAGCUGCAAAUGAAGUUCACGAAAAAUCAAGCAAUUCAGAAAUAGGCGCUGAAAAGAACGACGGAUGUGCUUCAUGUUCGAUCCAUUUUUCUCCUGCUACGCUUACGCGUCUGCUGGACACCACCGUCACAGGGAAGCAAAUUUUACAAAGAGGAUCGUUGGGCCUAUUGUCGAAGGACAGCCAAAAGGAACUUGUGGCGAUUGUGGCAGACUAUCAUUGUCAGCGAGGAGCUGAGACGAACGAGCGAGUCCUCGAGGAAUACGUCAACUCCAUCACAGCCUUGUUUAAAGGCGAAACCAAAGAAUUGUACUUUAUUGCGCGAGGAGGAUCUAAAAAAAAUCCAGGCGGGAAGCUUUACAAUCGGAUUGUCAAUAUGAAGCAAAAGACGGCUAAACGAAAGUGGAAAGAAGAGGAACACUUAAACGAGAGCCAGAGUAAUUCACUUUCAUCGACUGACGUCAUUACCAAGGAGGCGAAGGAAGCAGCUGUGUGGCUCCAACAAAACGAAAAGCCUUGGUCUGCCACACUUGAUAAGUGGACCUAUUCAUUUCCGCUGCGAAAAUCGAUGCUAAGAAAGUCCGACCAGCAAACAACACUUUUCAGGAAUACCACCAUUAUAAUGACGAAUUCGGCUACCAACUAG
Molecule: messenger RNA, 753 nt
Organism: Armigeres subalbatus
Lineage: Eukaryota; Metazoa; Arthropoda; Insecta; Diptera; Culicidae
Exons: 2
Coding region: 1-753 (250 amino acids)
Source: RefSeq, a predicted model, not a curated record